UCUGCGUAGAUGAAGGCAAUUAUAUGUGAAAUAAAAAAAGGGCUGGUUAUUUGCUGGAUAAAUGGGGAUCAAGGCUGGAGCGUAUGAACACAAUACAUUUGCAACUGAAAGAAAUGAAUGAAAUUGCAAAAAAUAAGGCUACCUGUAUUGUCAUAAAAACGUGAAAUAAAAGCAAUAUUGUUAUAUUAUUAUAGGAGAACAGUACGAGGAGGCUGCAAUUAUUCAUAACGUCUUUUUCCUAUGCACUGUGAAUAAGCUGUAUAAUCUGUUUGCUUAUGUGAGGCUGCUUUAGGUGACUUGUCAGCAAUUAUGGACACAGAAUCUUCCAACGGGAAAGAAGCCAUGGAUGGUGCAGGCGACAGCUCUGAGGCCAUGGACACUCGGACUGGAUCGGUGGACGAGGAGAACGGCAGGCAGCUGGGAGAGGUGGAGCUGCAGUGUGGAAUCUGUAUGAAGUGGUUUACAGCCGACACAUUCAGCAUUGACACUGCAACCUGCCUUCCCUUCAUGACAAACUAUGUUUUUCACUGCAACGUGUGUCAUCACAGCGGCAAUACCUAUUUCCUAAGGAAACAAGCCAACCUGAAGGAGAUGUGCCUUACGGCUCUUGCCAACUUGACGUGGCGCUCCAGGAAUCAGGAGGAGCAUCCUAAAACCAUGUUUUCGAAAGACAAGGAUAUAAUCCCUUUUAUUGACAAGUACUGGGAAUGCAUGACCACCAGACAGAGACCUGGCAAAUUAACAUGGCCAAAUAACAUUGUAAAAACCAUGAGCAAGGAACGGGAUGUCUUUCUGGUUAAAGAGCACCCAGAUCCGGGAAGCAAAGACCCAGAGGAGGACUACCCAAAAUUUGGUCUCCUUGACCAGGAUCUAGGCAACAUUGGGCCUGCUUAUGACCAGAAACAGACUGCUUCCGUGACCACAGCAGGAGGCCUAAAUGGUGGAUCCUCUUUCGCAGGUGGACUGGCGCCUGGAGGCACUGGGAAAGGCAGAGGAGCCAAACGCAAGCAGCAGGAUGGGAGCACAGCAGGAACAGCCAAGAGAACAAGAAGUGACCCCCUUUUUUCGGCUCAGCGCCUGCCCCCCCACGGGUACCCCCUGGAGCACCCCUUCAACAAGGAUGGGUACCGCUACAUCCUGGCGGAGCCGGACCCCCACGCACCAGACCCUGAGAAAUUGGAACUGGACUGCUGGGCAGGGAAGCCCAUCCCUGGGGACCUGUACAGAGCCUGCCUAUAUGAGCGUGUGCUGCUGGCCCUGCAUGACAGAGCACCUCAGUUGAAGAUCUCGGACGAUCGGCUGACCGUGACUGGAGAGAAAGGCUACUCCAUGGUUCGGGCGUCUCAUGGUGUUAGGAAAGGGUCCUGGUACUUUGAGGUCACCGUUGAUGAAAUGCCUCCAGACACUGCCUCUAGACUCGGCUGGUCACAGCCUUUGGGUAAUCUGCAGGCACCACUGGGCUAUGACAAGUUCAGCUAUUCCUGGCGCAGUAAGAAAGGUACAAAGUUUCACCAGUCCAACGGCAAGCACUACUCGGAUGGCUACGGCCAGGGGGAUACCCUGGGGUUUUACAUCUGUCUCCGUGAUGGCACAGAGACUGCCAAGGCCCUCCCAGACACUUACAAAGAUAAGGCCUUGAUUAAAUUCAAAAGCUACUUGUAUUUUGAGGAAAAGGACUUUGUAGAUAAAGCAGAGAAGAGCCUCAAACCAAUGAGCUCCAGCAAAAUGAUAUUUUUUAGGAAUGGUGUUAGUCAAGGAGUUGCGUUCGAAGACCUAUUUGAAGGAAUUUACUUCCCUGCCAUCUCCUUGUAUAAAAGCUGCACUGUGUCUGUAAAUUUUGGACCGCAUUUUAAGUACCCUCCAAAGGACGUCACAUACCAACCAAUGAGCGACAUGGGCUGGGGCGCAGUGAUCGACCACACUCUGGCGGACAUACUGUAUCACGUGGAGACCGAAGUGGACGGCCGCCGUAGCCCUCCCUGGGAGCCCUGAACCCUGAGUUGACGUCUGAAACCUCUGGACACCUUCCUGCUGCUCUGUACUGAGACCUAUCUAAACCAGCAGGCUGACCACGAACAAGUGUACCAGGGAACAACAAGCAUUGUAACACAACACAUUCAAAUAGUACUUUUGAAUUGGGGAUAUGACGCACAAAGCCUUGUCAAAUAUGUAUGUGCUGCUCCAAAAUGAAACAAAGGUUUGGAAUGUGAGUCAACCUAAAACCCAUAGUUAAUUUUCCGUAUUUUUUAUAUAUUGCACAUUAGAAAGUGUAGUCCCAGGCUUUCAAUUCCAUUCCCUACCUUUUGUCUUCAGUACCUCCUUUAUCAUUGUGAAGUUGAACUUUUAAUUUGAUACAUUUUCACAGUGAAGUCAUAAAGAUAUUGAAGCCCUCA
This is a messenger RNA of Acipenser ruthenus (sterlet), 2393 nucleotides long. RefSeq names its product set1/Ash2 histone methyltransferase complex subunit ASH2. The transcript is spliced from 17 exons. Gene Ontology annotation, cellular component: Set1C/COMPASS complex. Gene Ontology annotation, molecular function: protein binding; transcription cis-regulatory region binding. Bases 310 to 1992 code for a protein of 560 amino acids. NCBI's taxonomy places the organism in Eukaryota, Metazoa, Chordata, Actinopteri, Acipenseriformes, Acipenseridae. The record is from RefSeq and is a predicted model, not a curated record.